AUGAAGAAAUUGGAAACACAGAUUGAACAGUUAGCUGAGCAACUAUCCAGCAGAGAAGAUGGGAGAUUUCCUAGCAACACAGUUAUAAAUCCAAAAGAACAAUGCCAAGCUGUGAUGACUAGAAGUGGACCUAUUGUGGGUAGUCCAAAACUAGCUGAGAAGAGAGAGAAAACCAAGGAAGAAGAGAAGAUUAAAUCUGAACUAGAGGAAGGGAACUUCACACUAUUAAAAAGAGAAAAUUCAAAAAUUGAUACCUUCCCUAAAACUGUGAGAAGAACAAAGAGGCAAAUUUUAGAAGACUCAAACAAGCCUCUAGAUGAAGAAAAAUACAAGCAACUGCCUUAUCCACAAAGAGUUACUAAUCCUAAGCAAGAAAGGCAGUAUGAGAGAUUUCUAGACAGAAAGCUGCCUCAAAAAUUAAAAGAUCCAGGCUCAUUCAGCAUUCCAUGCUCUAUUGGAAGUUGUACAAUAGGAAAAGGUUUGUGUGAUCUUGGGGCAAGCAUCAACCUUAUGCCUCUUGCCAUAAUGAAAAGACUUGGAAUAGAGGAAGUCAAGCCAACAAGCAUCACUCUACAACUUGCAGACAGAUCGUUUACUUAUUCAUAUGGUAUUGUAGAGGAUUUAUUGGUAAAAAUUGACAAGUUUAUUUUCCCUGCAGAUUUUGUCAUUUUAGAUAUGGAGGUGGAUGCCGAUAUUCCUUUAAUAUUGGGCAGACCUUUCUUAGCUACAGGGAGAGCUUUGAUUGAUGUGCAAAAGGGGGAAUUAAUGCUUAGAGUGCAAGAUGAAAAGGUUACAUUUAAUGUUUUUGAAGCACUUAAACAUCCUAGUGAUGAUAGCACUUGUAUGAGAGUUGAUAUUUUAGAAUCUAUGUCAUUUCCUCAAUUAAUUGAUAAUGUUGACGAAUUUUCUAUGUUAAGGGAAAUUAUAGUUGCAGGGAAUUCACAAGCUGCUGUAAAAAGAGAAGAAAAAUUCAUGGAAUAUGUUCAGCAACUUGAAACACUGCCUAUUAUCCCUUUAUCCAAAAAUUCAGCAAGAGAGGAGCUGAAAAAGGAAGAGGAAAAGGAGAAAAUGGAGAAAGUUGAGCUGAAACAAUUACCAUCUCACUUGAGGUACUCUUUUCUGGAUCAAGGACAUCAAUAUCCAGUGAUUAUAAGCAAUAAUCUCAAGGGAGAUGAAGAAGAAAAGCUGCUGAGAAUUUUAAGGAAUCACAAAUCUGCAAUUGGAUGGCACAUCUCAGAUUUGAAAGGUAUUAACCCAUCCUUUUGUAGACAUGGAAUUCUGUUUGAGGACAACUACAAGCCAGUAAUAUAG
Abrus precatorius (Indian licorice) is the source of this 1311-nucleotide messenger RNA. RefSeq lists its product as uncharacterized. The record is from RefSeq and is a predicted model, not a curated record. Lineage: Eukaryota; Viridiplantae; Streptophyta; Magnoliopsida; Fabales; Fabaceae. The transcript is spliced from 2 exons. The coding region runs from base 1 to 1311 and encodes 436 amino acids.